UCCGCCAGGCGGGCCCCGGGGCGUGCAGGGCCGGGGGCGGGGCUCCGAGGCCGGGACACGGCGUCGGGCUCCCGGGCAGCCUCCGCCGGCUGGACCCUGCCGCGCUCGUGAUGCUGCUCGUGGACGCCGAUCGGCCGGAGCCCGUGCGCGGCGGGGCGCGCGAGCUCGCGGUCUUCCUGACCCCCGAGCCCGGGGCCGAGGCGAAGGAGGUGGAGGAGACCAUCGAGGGGUUGCUCCUCGGGCUGGAAGAGUUUUGCAGCCUGGCUGACAUGAUCAGGAGCGACACCUCACAGAUCCUGGAAGAAAACAUUCCCCUCCUUAAGGCCAAGGUGGUGGAAAUGCGUGGCAUCUACGCCAAAGUGGACCAGCUGGAGGCCUUUGUCAAGAUGGUCAGACGACACGUCUCCUUCCUGGAGGCCCACGUGCUCCAGGCCGAGCGGGACCACGGGGCCCUCUCGCAGGCCCUGCGGAAGUGGCUGGGCUCCUCGGGGCUCCCAGCACUCGGGAACAAGCGAUGGGCACCGGUGGCCCCGACAUUUGAGCUGCCCGCGUUGUACAGAACGGAGGACUAUUUUCCCGUGGACGUGGGGGAGGUGAUGCCCCGAGCCCCCAGCUGCCAAAGGCGUCUGUGAGCACUUCGGUCCUGCCAUCCGGGCGUUGGGAAGUGAAAUCUGUGUGCAGAGCAGAUGUGGUUUUCUUCUUUUCUUUUAUUGUUGUGGGUUCGUUUUCUGAGUUUUCCCCCUUGCUUCAUGGGGGCGCAUGGGGUUUGGAGAAGCGCUUGGGACCCAGGGGGUGGGCAGUGCCUCGGUGAUGAGCUGGGAAGGCCUCCUGCACCAGCUGUGGCUUGCCUGGUGGUCUGGACGAGGUGGUCACCCCUGGGGAUAGCUGGUCACCCCAGGUGACGGGCUGUGGGGACAUGGAUAUCUUUGCACAGGAAUUGUUGGGGUCUUGGGAGGUAUCACCAGGGUGCGUGGCUUCAGGUCCAUCUGAUUUGGCUGGUUUGUCUGAACCCCAGUGCUCACUGGCCCUGUGAACCAUCUCAAUAAAGUGUCAAGAGGUCA
Molecule: messenger RNA, 1061 nt
Organism: Bubalus bubalis (water buffalo)
Lineage: Eukaryota; Metazoa; Chordata; Mammalia; Artiodactyla; Bovidae
Gene: BCAS4
Product: breast carcinoma amplified sequence 4
Exons: 5
Coding region: 111-632 (173 amino acids)
Cellular component (GO): BLOC-1 complex
Source: RefSeq, a predicted model, not a curated record